Messenger RNA from Vitis riparia (riverbank grape), 1140 nucleotides. Its product is annotated as pectinesterase inhibitor 10-like. The transcript is spliced from 2 exons. Lineage: Eukaryota; Viridiplantae; Streptophyta; Magnoliopsida; Vitales; Vitaceae. The record is from RefSeq and is a predicted model, not a curated record. Bases 80 to 445 code for a protein of 121 amino acids.
AAGCACUUUUUCCCCAAUAGAGCUUUUCCAAAACAAAGGCAAGAGCUCAGAGAGAAAGAGAGAUUUUGAGAGUAGAGAGAUGACAAUUUCAUUAGAGGAGAUGGUGAAAAAUGGGUAUGCUUCUCCUUCAUCGUCUCCCCCCACACCUCCAUCUCCUCUCCCCAUUAGUGUUGGCCCUGGCCACCAAAAAUACAGCUUCUCGGCAUCACCGACACCAUCGCCGCCCUUCUCACCACCAUCUAGCCACACAUCAGCCGAGAACCUCCCCCUUAUGCCGGUGAGGGCGUCGAGCCCACGUCCGGCACCAUUGGCGUUUUCAUUGGACCGUCGAGACGCUGACAAUUCGGAUUCUCCGAGCUCAUGCCUAAGGGAAUUAGUGCUCUACGAAACAAGUGGGAAUAUGGAAAAUGCUUCGAGAACUUUCACAUUGUAUAUAAGCCUUUAGUACUUCAUAAAGAAUAGGCUGAGGAGACUGUUAUUGAUAUUUGAAUUCUCAUAUAGGAUUUUGUUCCGGAAAUCAAUUGAGAGAUGUUUAUAAGAACUGUUUUCAAAAACUUAUGUUGCAUUUGCUAAACAUGCCCUAAAUUGUUUGGAUGCCAAGUGAUUGACUGAGAAAAACAUCAAUGUAAACAAUAGGUUUCAUAAAAAAAAAACAUGAAAUAGAGCUCCAUUUAUCUACAGGUCCAAGCCAAAGUUUCAAGACAGAUUUACAGCCCUAUUUAUCCAAGGAUAUACUGAAAUCCAGAAUUGGCAAACAUUAUUUACUUAAAAAUGCAGAUGACUAAAGCAAAAUAACCGAGAAGUUAUCGAUCAACAACAGUAGUUUGAAAUUAAAGUUCAGGGGUUUGUAGAUUUACUGCUGAUUUUGCUGUCUCUGUUGCGAGAAAUUGGGAUGAUUCUGAGUUGCGUUCUGGAGGGCUACCAUGCCAGGUUGUAGAUUCUGAGCAUUUGGUUGCAUGUUACCGAAUGCACCUUGUGAGCCAUGCUGCUGCUGUUGCUGCUGCAUGGGCAUCAUACCACCCGGAUUUGCUGCCCCCAUGUUGAACACUGCAUGGGAAAGUAGUAGUUGCAGUUUAGCCUAAAGAGUGCAUGGCUGUAUAUCUAGCUUUUGUCGGACAGAUACAAUGAGCACAUUAUGCA